AUGGACCAGGAGGGGUGGAGGAGCGCAUCAUCCGGCUCCUCAGAAGACUGGCUCAGAGAUGGGUGGCCGUCGGUACGGGAACUUGGAUUGGACAGAGGGUCGAAGUGCAUGGGCACUCUUCUGGGGGGCCACAUGGCGGACAUGGCGUCGCACCAGGUCGACAGGGUGCGCAAGGGAAAGGAUGAAGUAGGGGGGAGUGUGAAUGUCGGUGGUGUGGUGGUGGUGUGGGGUGUAGCGGUGACUGAGGUUGGGGUUGGUCCCACUGUUGGCCUCGAGGGUUUGCACGUGGUGGUGAUGCACGGUGGGCAUGGUUCAGGGACGGGACAGGGAGGACAGAUGUCCCCGAGACAUGGUGGGCACAUCGGGGGUGCUGGACAGCUGGGACAGAUGACGCAGAGGUGGGGUGGUGGAAGCGGUAUGGGCACAGAAGUUCCAGUGACCUCUGGAGCUGGGACUGCAUUCACUGCGUACAGCACCCCGAUGAUUACUGCCAGCCUUUGA
Messenger RNA from Coprinopsis cinerea okayama7#130, 501 nucleotides. RefSeq lists its product as hypothetical. The record is from RefSeq and is a predicted model, not a curated record. The transcript has 2 exons. Lineage: Eukaryota; Fungi; Basidiomycota; Agaricomycetes; Agaricales; Psathyrellaceae. The coding region runs from base 1 to 501 and encodes 166 amino acids.